Messenger RNA from Melitaea cinxia (Glanville fritillary), 3564 nucleotides. RefSeq names its product structural maintenance of chromosomes protein 2 (gene SMC2). Gene Ontology annotation, biological process: chromosome organization. The coding region runs from base 1 to 3522 and encodes 1173 amino acids. Gene Ontology annotation, molecular function: ATP binding; protein binding; ATP hydrolysis activity. The transcript has 22 exons. The record is from RefSeq and is a predicted model, not a curated record. Lineage: Eukaryota; Metazoa; Arthropoda; Insecta; Lepidoptera; Nymphalidae. Gene Ontology annotation, cellular component: chromosome.
AUGCACAUCAAAUCUAUAGUACUAGACGGAUUUAAAUCCUAUGGUAAUAGAGUUGAAAUCACCGGUUUUGAUCCAGAAUUCAACGCUAUCACUGGACUAAAUGGAACUGGGAAGUCCAAUAUAUUGGAUUCGAUAUGUUUUGUUUUAGGAAUUACUAAUCUUUCUAAUGUUCGAGCAGGAAGUCUCCAAGAGCUGAUAUACAAACAUGGACAAGCUGGGAUUACAAAAGCAACAGUCAGCAUUACAUUUGAUAACCGAGAUAAAAGGCAGUGUCCAAUUGGUUAUGAGAAUCACGAUGAAAUCACUGUUACAAGACAGGUGGUAAUGGGUGGUAAAAACAAAUACCUGAUCAACGGAAUUAAUGUCCAGAACAAAAGGGUCAGCGAUCUGUUCUGCUCUGUUCAGCUCAACGUGAACAAUCCUCACUUCCUCAUCAUGCAGGGCAGGAUCACCAAAGUGCUGAACAUGAAACCUCCCGAGAUUUUGUCGAUGGUAGAGGAAGCAGCUGGUACCAGAAUGUAUGAAGCUAAGAAACAAGCUGCUCAGAAAACUAUUGAAAAGAAAGACGCCAAGCUCAGAGAGCUAAAUGAUAUAAUCAAAGAAGACAUAGCUCCAAAACUGCAGAAGUUGCAAGAUGAAAGAUCCCAGUUCCAGGAGUACCAGAAGGUUGUGAGGGAACUCGAGAAUCUCAGCAGGCUCCAUGUAGCUUAUAAAUACGUAUCAGCAGAAGAUAGCGCAAAGGAAGCUGUUAAAAAGGUCACAGAGGUGCAAGAUGAGAUCAAAACCAAGAAAGACACUAUAAAGAGCAACGAGAAACAAAUGAUUGAACUGGAGAAGCAAGUAUCUGAUUUGAACAAGAAGUUAGAUGAGGAAAGCGGUAGUGUACUAAGCGAGUUAGAAAACGAGUUACAAAAUGCCGAGAAAGAGGAGGCUACUGCAGCAUCAGCGUAUAAAGCGGCUAAAGAUAGUCUCACGACACAUGAUAAGAAGGCUCGGUUACUUGAAAAAGCAUUAGCUGACGAUAAAGCGGCUCUGACUGAUAAGAAGGCCUUACUAGAUCAGGAGUCAAGCGCUGGAGAAGCGCUGCGGGAGGCGCGCGCGGCGGGCGCGGCGCGGCUGGCGGACGCGCGCGCGCACUUCCUGGCCGUGAGCUCGGGCCGCGAGGACGCCAGCGCCUCGCUGCAGGACCUGCUCAUGGAGGCAAAGAAAGAGGCGUCAGAAGCAUCAACACGUAUUUCACAAAGUAUGAUGGAAAAGAAACACGCAGAAGAUAGGCUCAAAGCUCUGGAAAAGGAAUUCAAAUCAAGUAGCUCGCAGUAUCAGAAGGAUCGAGAGAGCAUCGACAAGCACCAGGCUGAAGUCAAUAAAUUGGAGGCCGAAUUAUCCAACAUGAAUUUCAGCGAAGAGCGGAGUAGAGAGCUCAAAGAGAAGAUUCGGACCCUACAGAACACAGUCCGCAGUAAGCGUGACCGCGCCGACCAGCUGGCGGCCACAUUGCAGCGCUGUGACUUCCACUACACCCCACCUACUCCUAACUUCGAUAAGAGCAAAGUUUCCGGCACGGUAUGCAGACUGAUACAUGUUCGAGAUCCCAUUUACUGCACGGCGCUAGAGACUGCGGCUGGCGGACGGCUGUACAACGUGGUGGUGGACACGGAGCAGACCAGCAAGCUGCUGCUGCAGCGCGGCCAGCUGCGCGCGCGCACCACCAUCAUCCCGCUCAACAAGAUCGCCGCCUCCGUGGUGCCGGCCGACGUCGUCGCGCUGGCCAGGGAAGUGGGCGGCGAGGCGGGCGACGUGCAGCUGGCGCUGGCGCUGGUGCAGUUCGAGGAGCGCGUGCGGCCGGCCGUGGCCUGGGUGUUCGGCGGCACGCUGCUGUGCCGCGAGCUGGCCGCCGCGCGCCAGGUCACCUUCCACCCGCGCGUGCGCCGCCGCUGCGUCACGCUGGACGGCGACGUGUUCGACCCGGCGGGCACGCUCUCGGGAGGCGCGCGCCAGCAGGGCGGGUCAAUACUAGUUCAAUUGGCGCAGCUGAAGGAAAUUGAAGAGGAAUUGAUACAAGCGGAGAAAGAACUGGAGCAAUGUACAAACGAAUAUAACAAAUUACAACACGCGGCCGAGAAGUAUAAUUCGCUGCAACAAAAGCUGGAGAUGUCGCGGCACGCGCUGCGCGUGGCGAGCGAGCGCGUGGCGGCCACCGCGCACGCGCAGCUGCACCGCGAGAUGGAGGCGCUGCGGCGGCGGGUUGCUGAAUUAAGUGCUCUCGUGGAACAAGAUAAAAAGACGCAAGAGGAGACCGCAGCUAAGGCGAAGGAGUUAGAAGCCAAAGUGAAGGACAUUAAAGGACACAGAGAAAGGGAAUUCAAGAAGGCGGAGGAGGAUUUGAAGAGCGCCCAGAAGGAGGCGGAGCAGAGCGGGCGCGCGUGGCAGCAGAGGGAGCAGGAGUUCGAGGCGCUGCGGCUGGAGGUCGACGAGCUGGCGCGCGCCGUGGCGGCCGCCGAGCUGCAGCGCGCGGACGGCGCGGCGGCGGGCGCGCGGCUGCGGGGCGCGCUGGCGGCCGCGCGGGAGCUGCUCGCCGGCGCAGAGGCUGUCGUAAAAGAACUGCAAUCGAAAAUAAAGAAACAGAAAGCGGAAAUAGCGAGUCGUAACGGAAAUAUAGCCAAGUUACUGCAGAAGAAAGAGCAGCUCGCAAAGAACAACAGUGAUAUAGAGCUUAAAAUUAAGGAAUUGGAUUACAAGAUUAAGGAGUUGCAGAACGAGGCGACUGAGUGUGAAAAGAAGAUCAAAAGCCUCGAAACGGAGAACCCUUGGAUACCCUCCGAGCGCCAGUACUUUGGCCUGGCGGGUGGCGCGUAUGAUUUUGAAGCACGCAGUGCCGGUGUUGCGGGCACUAGGCUGGCGCAACUGAAGGAGAGACGAGACAAGCUGUCGCGCGGGCUCAACGCUAGGGCUCACACGCUGCUGGGGAAGGAGGAGGAGCAGUAUCAAGACGUGAUGCGCAAAAAGAAGAUAGUCGAAGCGGACCGAGCUAAACUGGUGCAAGUGAUGGCUGAACUAGACGAGAAGAAGCGUCGCACACUGGCCGCGGCGUGCGAGCAAGUCAACAGGGACUUCGGGUCUAUCUUCAGUACUUUGCUACCAGGGGCCCAGGCGCGACUGACUCCGCCGCCCGGACUUACUGUGCUGGAUGGUUUGGAGGUGAAGGUGGGCUUCAACAACGCGUGGAAGGAGUCGCUGGGCGAGCUGUCGGGCGGGCAGCGCUCGCUGGUGGCGCUGUCGCUGGUGCUGGCCAUGCUGCUGUUCAAGCCCGCGCCGCUGUACGUGCUGGACGAGGUGGACGCCGCGCUGGACCUGUCGCACACGCAGAACAUCGGCCACAUGCUGCGCGACCACUUCCGCCACUCGCAGUUCAUUAUCGUCUCGCUGAAAGACGGAAUGUUCAAUAACGCGAACGUUCUGUUCCGGACACGAUUCGUCGAUGGGAUGUCAUCCGUUCAAAGAACCGUCAACCCGAGAAGAUAGUUGAAUUAAAUUGAAAUAGCUGUUAAGUAAACUAUUGAUUUU